AUUGGAACUGCUUGGCUUAGUCGUAUAGGAAUCGUACAAAUAGUAGAAGUGAAGAAAAAUCAAUUUGCCGAUCCUUGUCAACCGAAAUUCAAUUCAAAACUUAGCAUAAAUAUGUUGCAUCUGGGCAAGCAAUUGGCUAGCAAGGCGCCAAAGCUCCAUUUGACCGCUGCAUCCAGUUUGUCUGGAGGCAAAGUCCAAAGUACCAUGCAAAGCACAACAUCGAUUAGAAAUCUUAAUCAACAUAACAGCAACAACGAUAGUAACAAACUCGUUAACCACAAUCUUUGCCACAAACGAUUGUCCAGCGGCAGUGCCAGUCAAAGUUCGAGCGUUACAAGCAUGAAGCGUUUAGCAGGCAAAGUUGCGGUGGUUACCGCCUCCACAGAUGGCAUUGGCUUUGCGAUUGCCAGGCGUUUGGCUGAGGAUGGUGCCGCCGUCGUGAUCAGCAGUCGGAAGCAGAAGAAUGUGGACAAUGCGCUUGCCGAGCUGCGGAAACUGAAUCUUAACGUGCAUGGCCUCAAGUGCCACGUGAGCGAGCCGCAAGAUCGUAAGCAGCUUUUCGAGGAAACCAUCAGCAAAUAUGGCAAGCUCAACAUUUUGGUUAGUAAUGCCGCUACCAAUCCUGCCGUGGGCGGUGUUCUGGAAUGUGAUGAGAAGGUGUGGGACAAAAUCUUCGAUGUGAAUGUAAAGAGCUCUUAUCUAUUGGCCAAAGAAGCUCUGCCAUAUCUACGCCAGGAGAAGGGCUCUAGCAUAGUGUUUGUCUCGUCCAUUGCCGGCUACGAUGCAUUUGAGCUGCUGGGCGCAUACUCCGUGAGCAAGACAGCGCUGAUUGGACUAACCAAGGCAGCGGCCAAGGAUUUGGCGCCUGAGGGCAUACGCGUAAAUUGCCUGGCACCUGGUAUCAUCCGUACAAAAUUCUCCAAGGCGCUGUACGAGAACGAGGCUGCCAAUGAGGCGGCGCUUAGCAAAAUACCCAUGGGUCGUCUGGGCACUAGUGAGGAGAUGGCUGGCGUUGUAUCUUUCCUUGUAUCGGAGGAUGCUGGCUAUAUAACAGGCGAGUCUGUAGUUGCCUCUGGGGGUAUGAACGCUCGACUUUAGAGUGAUGCAUGUAGAUAUACUUAUGUUCGUAUGUCUUAUGGCCUAUGAAUAACAAUUGUGUUUACAAAAAAUCCAAAUACAGUUGUGGGAGGGAUUAAGCACAUUAAUAUAACUAGGAAGAUCUCAGUUUGGCCAACUGAUCUGCAAUGUCCUUCUCGGUGCGCUUGCCGCUAGUCUCGAACUCGCUGGAUCCUGUGGCUGGUAUGUUGGCCAUUUUACCAGAGAUUUCAAUGCCAAUCUCAUCGAGCACCUUGUUGACCACAUCGUUAGAUUCCUCCUCAUCGCCAGAUUCAGUUAGCAUGUCGUCUAGCGUAUCGUUUAUCAUUUCGUCUGUCAUUUCCAUGCGCAUAUUUGCUUGCUGGAAGUCACGCACAGUGCCUGCUAUAGCCUCUGGGCGCAUCACCUUGUUCAUGCCAGCCAUCGUCUUGGCUGUGGUGCCCAUUGCCUCGCCCAGAGCUAUGUUUGCGCCCAUGUUCUUGUUUUGAUAGCCUAUGGAUUGUAUUUUGCCCGCAGCGGCGUAACUACGCGAUUUUUGCUUGCGAAUCUCGAUCAGUUGCUUGGCCAGUAUUUUGCAUGCAUCGUUGUUUCCAGAAGCCGCACUGCGUCUGAUCUCAGCUUCUAGUUUUUUCUCCUCCUCCUCCAGUUUUCGACGCUCUCGUUCAAUGUCGCGAGUUGCUUUCCGCAAGCUGCGAUCAUUUUCGCGUUGCUGUUCCUUAACGGUGGGUUUCUUGCCAAAUAUAUUGUUAAACAUUUUAUAUUUUAA
Molecule: messenger RNA, 1861 nt
Organism: Drosophila montana
Lineage: Eukaryota; Metazoa; Arthropoda; Insecta; Diptera; Drosophilidae
Gene: Dhrs4
Product: Dehydrogenase/reductase 4
Exons: 3
Coding region: 112-1098 (328 amino acids)
Molecular function (GO): carbonyl reductase (NADPH) activity
Source: RefSeq, a predicted model, not a curated record